This is a messenger RNA of Megalobrama amblycephala (Wuchang bream), 1481 nucleotides long. Its product is annotated as gastrula zinc finger protein XlCGF7.1-like. Gene Ontology annotation, biological process: regulation of transcription by RNA polymerase II. The record is from RefSeq and is a predicted model, not a curated record. The transcript has 4 exons. Bases 107 to 982 code for a protein of 291 amino acids. Gene Ontology annotation, molecular function: DNA-binding transcription factor activity; RNA polymerase II cis-regulatory region sequence-specific DNA binding. NCBI's taxonomy places the organism in Eukaryota, Metazoa, Chordata, Actinopteri, Cypriniformes, Xenocyprididae.
GUCAUAAGUCUGCGUCGCGCUCGUGCAUCUGUUGUGAUUCGUCUGAAGGAAGAGUGUCCAAAAACAGAAAAACUCCUGGUGAAGUGACUGACACACUAUUAUAAAGAUGGAGUUUAUUAAAGAGGAGAGUGAAGACAUGAAGAUUGAAGUAUUAUUCAGUUUGAAACAUGAAGAUACUGAGGAACAAACAAAGAUGGAGUUUAUUAAAGAGGAGAUUGAAGAUGUGAAGAUUGAAGAAACAUUCACAGUGAAACAUGAAGAAACUGAGGAACAAACAGACCUGAUGGGACUGAAAGAGGAUCAAGAACUGAAAGAAACAGACGAGAAGGAUCAAUAUAGGAGACAUGAUUUCAUGGAUGUAGAAAAAUCCACACAAACUGAAACAACUUCAUCACAAAAUAAAAAUCAGAAAACCAAAUCUAACAGUGACUUCGCUUUCACCUGCUCUCGCUGUGGAAAGAGUUUUACUCAAAAACCUAACCUUAAAAUCCACAUGAGAACUCACACUAAAGAGAAGCCUUACACAUGCCAACAGUGUGGAAUGAGUUUCAGUCAGAAAGCAAACCUUAAUUCCCACAUGAAAAUUCACACUGGAGAGAAGCCGUUCACAUGUGAUCAGUGUGGAAAGAGUUUCAGACUUAAAUCAACCCGUAAUUCACACAUGAAGAUUCACACUGGAGAGAAGCCUUUCACAUGUCAACAGUGUGGACUGAGUUUCACUAAAAAAGGAAACCUUAAACAACACUUGAGAAUUCACACUGGAGAGAAGCCGUUCACUUGUGAUCAGUGUGGAACGAGUUUCAGACUUAAAUCAACCCGUGAUUCACACAUGAAAAUUCACACUGGAGAGAAGCCUUUCAGAUGUGAUCAGUGUGGAAAGAGUUUCAAACAUGAAGUAACCCUUAGUUUCCACAUGAACAUUCACAGUGGAGAGAAGCCAUUGCAUAUGAUCAUUGUGGAAAGAGUUUCCUACAUAAAGUAACCAUUCAUUUCCACACAAAGAGAAAACACUCAGAGGGAAGGUAUGUGCCAUCUAGAUGGUUGCAGCAUGGGGACUACAAACCAAGAUGGCCAACCCAUCUGGGACUACACUUGCCAGGUUCCUUGGCGGUGGAAGCACUGUUGCAAGUGAAGGAGAAAAGUUGAGAACAGAGAGACGUUCCCUGCGUUCCAUUCGGAAGGGCUCAUUCCUAUGCCCUAAUCCCUUGAAAGGGUUUACCCUCUGGAGUGAGAGCUUCGAAGGGAUGAAGGGUGUAGGGGUCAAAAACUCUUUUUUUGGAACGCACUUCUGCAUCAUCUUAACGAGACAAUCAAGGAGGGGCCUUCGUCUUUUUUCCCCUGGUUUACUCUUUGUAUUAAAACACAUUAAUUUACUGUAGUAACAUUAUAAGCUACUGCCGGUCUUUUAUGUUAAAUUUAAUGUAUAUUGUGUGUAUGUAUUUGAAACGUUUGAAUGGACUAAUAAAGGGAGCUGUAAAGUA